GCCCGCCCGCUUCUCCACACGCGCACAAGCCUACACCCCUUCCACCCCCUUUCCUCGCUCCUCUUCCUCUGGGCGGGCAGGGCUGCAGUAAUUUUAUGAACGGUACGGCUGCAUCAUGAUCCCUUUCCUACUGAUCGAGCUCGGAGCCGUUUCAUUGACAAACAUUCCGGCUGCUGCAUUUCUGUCACGGACAGCGUCAAGAAGCGGAGCAUCACCGGGAGAGCGGUGCAGAGCAGCAGGAGGAGAGAAAGCAGCAGCUGCAGUGGUCUUCAUCAACACCUGGUGUCGUUCGCACCAGCUUAUAAGCUGUUGAUUCGCCACUUGAACCCGGACUGGAUCUUUACGCACAUCUGUUUUUCAUCUACGCUCUCGCGGGACAACCAGGAAAAAUCACCUGAGGGGGAGUCAGACAGGUUUUGCCACUCAGACCCCCAUGGGGGGGAGGGGGGAUAGGAGGCGGCGUUGUUAAAGCUCAGUUACUGGCACAUUAAUGGAUUUGUUUAACGAGUUCCAUGAGGCGCCCGGACGCACCGAUGGAGAAUUUUGGACGCUUCUUACAACCGCGGAAAACUGCGAGUCUGCAGCGGCCGGUGUGUGAUGCGAACUGAGUCGUGGGUGGCGUAGACCCCCUUCCCGCACCCCCACACACCGCCUUGUCCGCCAACAGCCCCCUCCAACCGGGACGCACUGUCUUGUUUCACUCAGUCGGGGGAGCAUGUCCCGUGCAGCGGCUAUCGCCAGCUCCUUAAUCCGCCAGAAGCGGCAGGCGAGGGAACGAGAGAAGGCGAAUGCUUGCCGCGGCAGCAGCAGCCCGAGCAACAGCAAAGGCGCAAACGAGAAGCCGAGCAAGCUGAAUGUAUUCUCGCGUGUUAAAUUGUUUGGAUCGAGGAAGAAACGGAAGAGAAGGCGACCACCAGAGCCCCAGCUAAAGGGUAUUGUGACCAGGCUUUCCAGUCGCCAGGGUUUCCAGCUGCAGUUGCAGCCUGAUGGAACCAUUGAUGGAACCAAGGAUGAAGACAGCACCUAUGCUGUGUUCAACCUGAUCCCUGUGGGGCUUCGUGUGGUGGCCAUCCAGGGUGUCCAGACCAAACUCUACCUGGCAAUGAACAACGAAGGCUUUCUCUACACCUCUGAACAUUUUACCCCAGAGUGUAAGUUCAAGGAAUCAGUGUUUGAGAACUACUACGUCACCUACUCCUCCAUGCUGUACCGGCAGCAGGCCUCAGGCCGGGCCUGGUACCUGGGCCUCAACAAGGAGGGCGGGAUCAUGAAGGGGAACCAUGUCAAGAAGAACAAGGCUGCUGCACAUUUCAUACCGAAACCACUCAAAGUGGCCAUGUACAGGGAGCCCUCCCUCCACGACCUGACAGAACUCUCACGUUCAGGCAGCGGCACACCGACCAAAAGUCGCAGCGCUUCAGCCCUUCUUAACGGCGGAGGGAAGACACCCAGCAACAACGACUUAUCCUAGCCUCUCGACCCCCUCUCACGAACACAAACACACACUUCAUCAGACAAACACACAGACAUACGCAGAUCUCAGGCUGACAGCUCACACAUCAGGCUUGUGAGGGGUAGGAUGAGUUGGGGAGAAAAAAAGGGAGAAUGGGGGUGUGUUCUUCCACUUCACGAAGCCCACUGUGACUGACUGUGAUGUAAAUAAAUCAAGGACAAUCAAUCCGUCUGGCUCUGCUGCCCUGGUGUGUGGAGGGAGUGGGCCUGUGAAUCUCUUUCCUCUUCUACUCUCCCUGCUGUAGUGUAACCAGACAGAACAUAGGAGGGAGAGAAUGAAGAAAGGGCAGAGAAAAGUCAGGCAGUCAGUCACAACGUAAGAUAAACAGACUGUUACAGAGAACCAAAGAGUCCAAGUAUUAACUAGGUUAUUGCUAUGAAAUGGCAAGAGGCUAGAAAGUUACAGGGAGUUACAAAGGGAGGAAGAAAGUCUUUAUCUAUCCUAUCGUACGCUAUGUUUACACAGAGCUCAUGGGGUUAAGUCAUAUUUUCAAAAAUGAAAGUAUUCCUUGUACGCUUAUGAGGACUUUUCAUUUGUUUGCAUGCAGGUGCGCCUGUGCGUGUGAGAGAGAGGUUGGGUUCAUCCUGUCCUUGCAGUUAGUGUGUGUGUGUGUGUGAGAUUGCGCAUGCAUGCGUCUGGGGGGUGUGGGUGGGAUUUUACCUUUUUAAGAUCUGUUGUAUAUCAGACAAACCUCCUGAGGGCUUUAGCAGGUUAAUCUAAGGUUUACUGUAUAUGCUUCCAUGCUUACUUCUUACAAGCAAUGCUGUUGUUUACCUUUAUGUUUGUUGUUGUCGUCUCUAGCUGUUUGUUUGUUUGUUUGUUGUUGCAUGGGAGCUUGUGGACCUCUGCUCAGUAGCAGCAUGCUGAAGGUCCUUUUUCUUUCUUUUCUUUUUCCUUUUGUGUUCCUGACCACAAGAGAACACUAGUGAGCCAAUAGUGUGAUACCAGAACACUAGUGAACCAAUGUGAGUGUUAGAACAAUACUGGACCAAUAGUAUUGCACCAGAACAUGAGUGGACCAAUGAUAUUGGACCAUAACUUUGGUGAACCAAUGGGAGCACAGAUUAACUUCAUAUUUUGGUUCCUGCUGUGGACAAACUAGAAAUGCACUAAAUAAACUCUUUGUAAAGAA
Messenger RNA from Melanotaenia boesemani (Boeseman's rainbowfish), 2645 nucleotides. It is a transcript of the gene fgf13b, whose product is annotated as fibroblast growth factor 13b. Gene Ontology annotation, biological process: positive regulation of cell population proliferation; positive regulation of protein phosphorylation; animal organ morphogenesis. The transcript is spliced from 5 exons. Gene Ontology annotation, cellular component: cytoplasm. Gene Ontology annotation, molecular function: growth factor activity; fibroblast growth factor receptor binding. The coding region runs from base 716 to 1471 and encodes 251 amino acids. The record is from RefSeq and is a predicted model, not a curated record. NCBI's taxonomy places the organism in Eukaryota, Metazoa, Chordata, Actinopteri, Atheriniformes, Melanotaeniidae.